Phyllopteryx taeniolatus (common seadragon) is the source of this 2737-nucleotide messenger RNA. RefSeq names its product zinc finger protein OZF-like. NCBI's taxonomy places the organism in Eukaryota, Metazoa, Chordata, Actinopteri, Syngnathiformes, Syngnathidae. Gene Ontology annotation, biological process: regulation of transcription by RNA polymerase II. The transcript is spliced from 2 exons. The coding region runs from base 183 to 1619 and encodes 478 amino acids. Gene Ontology annotation, cellular component: nucleus. Gene Ontology annotation, molecular function: DNA-binding transcription factor activity, RNA polymerase II-specific; RNA polymerase II cis-regulatory region sequence-specific DNA binding. The record is from RefSeq and is a predicted model, not a curated record.
CAACCGCCAACAAAGAAGAAGAAGACGACGACGAAGAAGAAGAAGAAGAAGAAGAAGAAGAAGAAGAAGAAGAAGAAGGUUAGCAAACAGACAAGGCCCAGGAGGCGAAAUAAAGUGGGAAAACGUUAAAAAGGUGUAAAGAGUUGGUGAGGGCGAAAUCUACGCGCUUUUUUGAUAAAACAAUGGCGUCACAUGAGGGUGAUUUUUGUCGAGCGAGAGGAGAGAACGAGCAACAAGGACAAGGGCCAGCUGCUCAGACGGUGCUACGCAUCCGAGACGUGUGGGGGGGCUCCACUUUUGCGCAGGAACAUCACCCGACCCAGGACUUUGAAGAGCAAGCACAGGGUCCGCAGCCCCCCUACAUUAAAGAGGAAGGGGCAGAAUCACAGCCCACGCACGUUGAAGAUGAAAACGAGGGUCCACAUCACUGCAUUAAAGAGGAAGCGCAGGAUCCUAAACCCUCGCAUAUUAAAGAGGAAGAAGAGGGUCCACAGCCCCUUCGCAUUAAAGAGGAAGAGGUGGUUCUAGAGCAGUCACACAUUAAGGAGGAAGAGGAGGAGACUGACAUCAGCAAGUUGCCACUGACUGCUGACUCUGUGAAGAGUGAUGACGUUGAAGAUGAACCACCGGAGUGGUCACAACUUCAUCAUCACAGUCCAAGUGGAGACCACUGUGGAGGACCACCACCGGACCACCUCUCGGCUCCGUUGUUACACAGUGACGACAUAGAAGCUUUGGGAAGCAAUAUAGAGCCACCUAAAAAAGGUUUAAGCUACUCAGAUUGCGAUCAAAGAGUUGCUCUUGAAGAACGUACGACUGGAGCAAUGACGACGCACAUGAGAGAAAAACCUCAUCGCUGCUCAGUUUGUAAUAAAGGGUUCGUUCAUGAGUCCGCUUUGAUCAGACACGCGAGAAAACACAUAGGAGAAAAACCUUGUUGCUCAGUUUGUGGUAAAGGGUUCAAUACUAUCUCAGAAAAAAAUAAACACAUGAGAAGACACACCGGAGAAAAAACCUUUAGUUGUUUAGUUUGUGGUAAAAGAUUCAUUAACAAUGCAGGCGUGGUAUCACACAUGAGAAUACACACAGGAGAAAAACCCUUUUGUUGCUCAGUUUGUGGUAAAAGUUUCAGUCACAGUUCAAGCAUGGUAUCACACAUGAGAACACACACGGGAGAAAAACCCUUUAGUUGCUCAUCUUGUGGUAAAACUUUCUCUCAAAGGAGCAAUCUGGUGUCACAUUUGAAAACACAUACAGGAGAAAAACCCCAUAGUUGUUUGGUGUGUGGAAAAAUGUUCUCUUUGAACACAAAGAUGGCAGUACACAUGAGAAUACACACAGGAGAAAAACCUAUCCGUUGUUCGUUGUGUGAUCGAACGUUCUCUUAUAGGACGUCCAUGGUAGCUCACAUGAUGACGCACACGGGAGAAAAACCUUUCAGUUGUUCCUCGUGUGAUCGCGCAUUCUCACAUAAAUCAUCCCUGGUGGCACACACGAGAACACACACAAAAGAAAAAUCUGUAAGUUGCUCAGUGUGUGGUAAAAGCUAUGCUCGGAGGACCCAUUUGACUGCACAUAUGCGGAAGCACAACACAGAGAGAGUAAAUGUUUUACAGUAAUCAUCAGUUCAAUCACACCAUAUAUUGUUUUAUUGAAUUGUAUUCUGAAGAGCUGAUGAAUGUUGCGUUUUGCUGUUCGGUAAACUACAAGCCGUUUCAAAUCUUCUGCAAAGCUGAUUCAUUGUAGUCUUUCACUCUGUUUUGGGUGUUUGUGUUGUGCUUAGGGCUUUACCUAGAAACUGAGGAGUUGCUGUGUGUGUUUAGAGGGACAGUAAAGUCAUUUUCAUUGAAGUGUUGAAAACGCACAAAGACUGAAAAAGAUAAUUUAGUUGUGAAUUAUGGAGAUAUAGUGUUAAACUAUAUUUCACCAUCUCAGUUUUUUUGUUUUUGUUUUUUUUGUGCGGGGCUUGGGCUGUCUGCAUGAGUCGGCCCUCCCCCCACUAAGUACCGAGCUGUUAUUCCAUCAGUGGCUAUUUGGUGCAAUUGUGAGUUACAUAGUAAUAAUAAACUUGUCCCAUUUAUACCACUACAGCUAGCCAUCAAGAAACUCCUAAAACCUUAAAAAAAUGCAUUUUCCCUGAACUCUGUUUUUUUUGGGUUAUGGAUUUGGCAAGCUUGUUAACAACACUCUUGUCUGUGGUGUGUCAAAUUUGACUCUUUUUUUUUUCUUUUUUUUUGUCCUCCACUUUGCAGUUCCUUUAAGACUGUGCUUGUCCAAACAUGUCUACACCUAAUGGUGUGUUCUCAAAGUGUGAACAUCACCUAUCAAUGGUACAAAAGCAGUAUAACAGAUACAAAUGGAAAUUAGUUGCCUGCUAAAUCUGGUGUAACAGUCACUUCAUAUCUUCGCAUGUGCACAUAAACUAAAAAUAAAGACUGCUAUGUCAUUUUUAAUGUACAUUUUUUUUCUUUGCUUUUACAUUUUUUUCUUUGCUUUAAGAACCAUUUGGAUUCUAACCUCUGCAGCUGUCUUUCUUCCCAUGUUCUCUUUUUGAGCCGCUGUCUGUACUGCCCCAAAAUGGCGGCCGUUUGAAGUUGUGGAUGCUUUAAAACGGCAUUUAUUAUUAUUUUAUUUUAUUUAUUUUGUAAAAUGACUUUUCUUUGGAAUGUAUGCUGCCCCUUUUUGAUUGUGUAAUAAAAAAUUAAAGCAAAACUUACUUUUUAGCACAGCAACAGAA